AUGUCUAAUGUAACAACGUCCAUGAACAACAACGUUAUCGUGAAAGAAGAUAAUAAUAAUCGAGAAGAGAUGAAUUUGAACGUUCAAUUGAAUCGUUGGAUAUUAAAAUCGAUCGGUGCAUGGCCUAAAUCAUUCAACAUUUCGUAUAAACAAAUUUUUUUGCACAGAUUAAGUAACGUUAUUUGUUAUGGUCUGAUUAUAUUUUUGAUGAUACCAUGUGGAUUAUAUUUAUCGUUUGAAGUUAAAGAUACUUACGACAAAAUACGUUUAACCGGACCAUUGAGCUUUUGUUUAAUGGCAAUAAUCAAAUAUUGUGCAUUGACGUUAAGAGAAAAUGAUAUUCGUCGUUGUUUGGAUUACAUAGAAUUGGAUUGGAAACAAGUUCGACACCUGGAAGAUAUUAAAAUUAUGAAAAAUAAUGCAAAUAUCGGUCGUCGUAUUGUAAUCAUUUGUGCAAUUUUUAUGUACAGCAGUGCUGCAUUUUAUUACAUAGCUGUACCUUUUGCAAAAGGUUUAGUUAUUGAAGAUGACACCAAUCUAACUUACAGGCCACUCGUUUAUCCAGUUGCAAGGAUCAUCGUUGACGCACGUCGUACACCAAUCAAUCAAAUAUUCUUUGGCAUACAAUGUGUUUCAGGAUUUAUCGCUCAUUCGAUUACGGCAGGUGCUUGCGGACUUGCUGCAACAUUUGCCAUGCACGCUUGCGGACAAUUGCAAGUCAUUACGAUUUGUUUGAAAAAUUUGAUUGACGGUCGUCAGGAUUCUUUUGAUACCGUUGAACAAAGGCUUGCUGAUAUUAUUCAACGUCAUGUUCGUGCAUUGAAUUUUAUUUCGCUUACAGAAGAAGUGUUGAAUGAAAUAUCACUGGUCGAAGUUGUUGGUUGUACUUUGAAUAUUUGUCUACUUGGAUAUUACUGCAUCACUGGUUGGCAAUACAACGAAACUAUGGGUCGUGUAACGUACAUCAUACUAUUCAUAUCAGUUACUUUUAAUAUUUUUAUAUUCUGUUACAUAGGUGAACUACUUGCCGAACAGUGCCAAAAAGUAGGAGAAUGUUCCUACAUGAUUGACUGGUACCGAUUACCAUGGAAAAAUAUUCGUAGCCUUGUUUUGAUCAUUGCAACCUCCAAUUCAUCGAAAAAUCUAACCGCAGGAUAUCUCAUUGAAUUAUCUUUAACUAGUUUUGGUGAUGUUAUCAAGUCGUCACUCGCAUACUUGAACAUGUUGAGAACGUUGACCGAAUAA
Molecule: messenger RNA, 1245 nt
Organism: Polistes dominula (European paper wasp)
Lineage: Eukaryota; Metazoa; Arthropoda; Insecta; Hymenoptera; Vespidae
Product: 4-vinylanisole receptor
Biological process (GO): sensory perception of smell; detection of chemical stimulus involved in sensory perception of smell
Cellular component (GO): plasma membrane
Molecular function (GO): olfactory receptor activity; odorant binding
Source: RefSeq, a predicted model, not a curated record